Molecule: messenger RNA, 876 nt
Organism: Vigna unguiculata (cowpea)
Lineage: Eukaryota; Viridiplantae; Streptophyta; Magnoliopsida; Fabales; Fabaceae
Product: GDSL-like Lipase/Acylhydrolase superfamily protein
Molecular function (GO): hydrolase activity, acting on ester bonds
Source: RefSeq, a predicted model, not a curated record
AUGUGCCUCUCUUCACUCUCUCACACUUUUAUGGCUAAGUUUGGACUCCCAUUCUUGGUGCUUUUCAUGUUGCUGAGUGGUGGUGCAGUGAGAGGCCAAAAUGUGCCUGCCAUGUUCAUAUUUGGUGACUCUCUCAUUGACAAUGGCAACAACAAUAACCUUCCUUCCUUAGCUAAGGCCAACUAUUACCCUUAUGGCAUCGACUUCAAUGGAGGCCCUACUGGUCGCUUCUCAAAUGGCUACACCAUGGUUGAUGAAAUAGCUGAGCUGCUUGGACUUCCCUUGAUUCCUGCAUACUCAGAAGCCUCAGGGAAUGAAGUGCUUCAUGGAGUAAACUAUGCUUCAGCUGCUGCUGGAAUCCUUGAUGCUACUGGCAGAAACUUGUGUUGGCGAAUACCAUUUGAUCAGCAACUAAGGAACUUGAGAACCAUUAAAUCAAAUAACGGGAAUCUUGGAGCAGACUAUAUGGCCACAGCGCUUGCACAAUGCAUAUUCUUCGUUGGAAUGGGCAGCAAUGACUACCUUAACAACUACCUUAUGCCUAUACCUACCAGAAAUCAGUACAAUGGACAGCAGUAUGCUGAUCUUUUGGUUCAAACAUAUAGGCAGCAGCUCACAAGGCUUUACAAUCUUGGAGCAAGGAAAUUUGUGAUUACUGGACUGGGGCAAAUGGGGUGUAUUCCAAGCAUUCUGGCUCAAAGCAUGAGUGGAAGCUGCUCUGAAGAAGUGAACUUGCUAGUGCAACCCUUCAAUGAAAAUUUGAAGACCGUUUUGGGCAAUUUCAAUGCUAAUCUACCUGGUGCCAGAUUCAUAUUCGUUGACACUUCCCGCAUGUUCCAGGACAUCCUUCUCAAUGCUAGAUCUUACGGUACAUAG